Cicer arietinum (chickpea) is the source of this 1837-nucleotide messenger RNA. RefSeq names its product G-type lectin S-receptor-like serine/threonine-protein kinase At1g11330. Gene Ontology annotation, biological process: protein phosphorylation. Gene Ontology annotation, cellular component: plasma membrane. Gene Ontology annotation, molecular function: ATP binding; protein serine/threonine kinase activity. NCBI's taxonomy places the organism in Eukaryota, Viridiplantae, Streptophyta, Magnoliopsida, Fabales, Fabaceae. The record is from RefSeq and is a predicted model, not a curated record.
CAAUGCAAGAUUUUAUAGUGGAAAAAUAAAGAUAUUUUUAUAGUGGAACACAUCAACUCUAGUAUGAUGUCUUCCAAUUAAUUACUUUGUUAGCAAAUUUCCUACCUAUAGAUGAAGUUCAAAGAUGUGCAAUGUCUUGUAGGUUACUGUAAGUUCUGAAACGGCCCUUCUUCAAAUUUGGUAAGUAUUUUUUUUUUCUAACUAAUUCAAUUCAUUGUAUGUCUCAUUUUUAAAAGGUUAAUGUUCGAUUUUGUAAUAGAUAGACAAUUCAUCUCUUGUGCAAAGUGAAAACCCCUCUCUCUUGCAUGUGAAUUACUCUUCAAUAUACAACAUCCCUAAUGAUUUGCUUUAAAAUUGAGAAAAAAGUUGUGUUGAUGAUCAUAUACUAUUCAUUAUGAUCAUAUGUGCUAUGUAUAUAAUAGUGAUAAAGGGUGUCAAAAAUGGGAGGAUAUACACACUUGUAGGGUACCUGGUGAAGUGUUUCAGAAAAAAAGUGGUAGUCCUCGUUAUGUAAAUACAACAUAUGAGGAGAAUGUUAGUUAUGAGUACAAUAAUUGCAGAACUAUUUGUUGGAGAAAUUGUACUUGCACUGGAUUUCGAGAAUUUUAUAUCAAUAACACUCGAUGUCAAUUCUAUUUUGGAAAUUCGACACUUGACGUUAAUUUAGAGGAUGAUGAUCACUUUUACAUCUUGGAUCGUGCAAAGAUAGCCCCCCAUGGUAAAAUAAAGUGGGUAUGGAUAUGUGCAAUAAUAGCAGCAACUUUACUUGUGACUUUCCUAUCCAUUUUAUUUUUAGCCAUAACGACAAAAAAAUACAGGCUUAAAGAGAAGAACAGAAAAAGAAUGGAAGCUACUAAUGAAUCAUAUGCUAUUAAAGAUCUUGAAGAUGAUUUAAAGGAACAUGAUAUAAAAGUAUUCAACUACUCAUCGGUUUUAGCAGCAAUGAUGAACUUUACACCUGAAAACAAGUUAGGAGAAGGUGGCUAUGGACCUGUUUAUAAGGUGACUUAUUACACAAGAAGGAUGCUCUUAGAUUGGAAAAAGUGCUUCCACAUAAUAGAAGGAAUUUCUCAAGGAUUACUCUAUCUUCAUAAGUACUCAAGACUCAAAAUCAUUCACAGAGACUUGAAGGCUAGCAACAUACUUCUUGAUGAAAAUAUGAAUCCAAAAAUUUCUGAUUUUGGUAUGGCUAGAAUGUUUGCAGAAUAUGAAUCAACUGCAAACACCAACAGAAUUGUUGGGACGUGUGGAUACAUGUCACCUGAAUAUGUUAUGGAAGGAAUUUGUUCUACAAAGUCAGAUGUAUAUAGCUUUGGAGUGUUGUUACUUGAAAUUAUUUGUGGAAGAAGAAACAAUAGCUUCUAUGAUGCUGACCGCCCACUAAAUCUUAUAGGAUAUGCAUGGGAGCUAUGGAAUGAUGGUCAAUGUCUAAAGUUAAUGGAUUCGUCAUUAAGUGACACAUUUAUUUCUGAUGAAGUGCAAAGGUGCAUUCAUGUUGGUCUCUUAUGUGUUGAACAAUAUGCAAAUGACCGACCUCCCAUGUCUGAUGUUGUAACUAUGUUAACAAACAAAAGUGCACAUUUUACUUUACCAAGAAGACCAGCAUUCUAUGUAGAAAGAGACAUUCUAGACGGUGCAACAACUUCAAAUGUUCCUAACACCUAUUCUACAAAUGAAACUUUUACAUCCUCCGAUGGAGCUUAAGAGUAGUGACUAAUAUUGUUUGUAUCACUUGGGCAAUAUAUAUAUGAUCAUACGCUCAUACACAUAUAAUACAUAUUUUUGUAAUCUAUGCACGGUCAAAUGCUUAUUUAAAACAUAUUUUGUUGUUUGAAAA